AUGUUGCAAUUAUUUAAUGUGUAUUUUACUCCAAGAUUUUUGCUUUUUCUUUUAAAAUUCGUUUUGUAUAGAGCAUUUAUAAACCAGUUUUCCAUCUCGACAGUAACAUGUGGAGGUGAGAUCACCAAAAAUGAAGGACUGCUCGUCAGCCCGAACUAUCCUCGCUUUUAUCCCGACCAGCAGACCUGCGUUUGGAGGAUAACUGUGGGAGACGGAUUCUUUAUAUCCGUUACGUUUGACUAUUUUCGUGUAUGUGGCUAUUUUCUGUAUUCGCCACACUGCUUGUCUGACUAUCUGGAAUUUCGCGACGGUCUAAACGACACAUCCCCCUUCUUGAGCAGACACUGCGGAAAUAGAAUACCCGGUGUCGUUAACUCUACGACUAAUCACUUAUAUGUGAAGUUUGUCAGUGAUUAUUCUGUGAAUUUGUAUGGAUUUUCGGCUUCCUUUGCUAGAA
This is a messenger RNA of Candidula unifasciata, 457 nucleotides long. The record is from the annotation of a GenBank genome assembly. NCBI's taxonomy places the organism in Eukaryota, Metazoa, Mollusca, Gastropoda, Stylommatophora, Geomitridae.